CCUACGGGAAAAGACGGAAACACCCUCCUCCGUCCAUAUUUGUAAUUGUGAGUCUACUUCUUCUACCGGCUCUGCGAACCAGAAAGCCCUAGAUGUCUUUCUCUUAUUGGGGUUUCGAUUUGGUUGAUCGACGCGGAGACAAUGGCUAGUAACAAAAGAGAUGAACCGAGCACCGCGCCGCAGCCCGAUCGUUGGUAUAACCUAACCCUAGGGUCGUCUUUCAAAGAUCACCAUCCCUCCUCCAAGUUCUGCACUUUGCGUUAUGAAUUUAAACCGGCCUCAAUUGAUAAAAACCAGCCAGGAUCACUGCAUAAAAACAAGGAAAACAGGGUCACUGUAGAAUUUCACAAUAACCAACCUGGGAAACCAAAAGUGACCUUUGAGGGCAGUAGCGAGGAUUAUAAGGAAAAUGAUGCAGUUCUGUUCUUUGAUGGUGAGAGCCUUAGGUUGGAACGGUUGCACCGGGCAGUAAAGCGUUUGAGACAUGUUCGGCUACCAGGUGAGUCUGCUGCGGCAGCAACAACAGCUUCACUUGCACCAGUGGCAGAAUCUGGUUCACCACCUGUCAGUAAAGUCGCUAAGUUCCAGUCUUUGAACAAGAGCAUACCUCCUUCAGUGCCGAUUGAAAUUGAACGAAUUGAUAUUGGUGACUUCAAAAGUUCAGCUACAGAUGCGAAACCUAAAAAUGACAAGCCUGUUGAUUAUCCAUCGGCACAACCAAAUUCAUUCACUGCAUCACCAGAUCCUAAGAAAGAAGAUGACGUGGAAGAACAGUUAGACAUACUCAAUGAUGAUGAUGAUGGUGGUGAAGCAGGCAAUGGAGGAAAUGCUGCAGAAAAAGGGUUCAACACUGGUAUUGACAUUAACGUGACACAUCAAAAUGAUACAGAUGAUGAGAUUGCUGAUGUAGACAUCAGUGACGAGGAGGAUAAAGGCCCUAAUGCUGCAGAAGUCCUUAGAGCACGAGUGAACGCGGAGGAAAGAGAGGAGCAAACUUCAAGCUCUAGUGGUAGCAGUGGGAGUGACAGUAGCGGAAGCGGAAGCGGCAGUGGAAGUGGAAGUGGGAGUGGGACUAGCAGCAGUGAUUCUGAAAGCAGUGAUGGUGACUCAGUAAACUCCAUCUAAGAAAAGGGAAAUCCUCCAAGUGUAGGUUGAGUGCCCCAACAUUGACCGUAGCUAAACGGUUGUUUUUGUUUGCCACUAACAGCUGUACAAGCGAGAUGCAUGUUCACAGGCGAGGCAAAUGCAUGGAAACUGUGCCUCUUGAAUGGAGCCUGAGUGAGCAUUGAGGCAGCAGCUAUUCGUUGUCACUGUUAACGGUUGUUUUUGUUUGCCCUAUUUUUUGUCUUCAAUGUCAUCAGAAGCAUUGGAAGAGAAACGUGAAUGUAAUCAUUCCACCGGUUUUAUGUGUUUUGCUACAUGGGAUGGCCAGGCACAGGAUUUGUUGUUAAGGUGAUUUCACUGGGUUAACUUGGUGGCAGGCAACCCGCCUUGUGUACAUGUAUAUGAAAUCAUUUGUUUCAGUCCAGUGACUAUAAUUUCAUUGCAUCA
Diospyros lotus (date-plum) is the source of this 1551-nucleotide messenger RNA. RefSeq lists its product as uncharacterized. Lineage: Eukaryota; Viridiplantae; Streptophyta; Magnoliopsida; Ericales; Ebenaceae. The record is from RefSeq and is a predicted model, not a curated record. The coding region runs from base 142 to 1125 and encodes 327 amino acids. Gene Ontology annotation, molecular function: transcription elongation factor activity. The transcript is spliced from 4 exons. Gene Ontology annotation, cellular component: super elongation complex. Gene Ontology annotation, biological process: regulation of transcription elongation by RNA polymerase II; positive regulation of DNA-templated transcription.